Messenger RNA from Apaloderma vittatum (bar-tailed trogon), 291 nucleotides. It is a transcript of the gene S100A11, whose product is annotated as S100 calcium binding protein A11. The annotation marks the transcript as partial. Gene Ontology annotation, cellular component: cytoplasm. The record is from RefSeq and is a predicted model, not a curated record. The transcript is spliced from 2 exons. Gene Ontology annotation, molecular function: calcium ion binding; calcium-dependent protein binding. Gene Ontology annotation, biological process: regulation of cell population proliferation. NCBI's taxonomy places the organism in Eukaryota, Metazoa, Chordata, Aves, Trogoniformes, Trogonidae.
CCCACGGAAACCGAGCGCUGCAUCGAGUCCCUGCUGGCCGUCUUCCAGCGGUACGCGGGGCGCGAAGGCGACAGCUGCACCCUCUCCAAGAGGGAGUUCCUGGCUUUCAUGAACACCGAGCUGGCUGCCUUCACGAAGAAUCAGAAGGACCCAGCCGUGGUGGACAGGAUGAUGAAGAAACUCGAUUUGAAUAGCGACGGGCAGCUGGACUUCCAGGAGUUCCUGAACCUCAUUGGGGGCAUCGCGGUGGCCUGUCACAACACCCUGGUUGUGACCACCCCUUCCUCCUAA